UUUCUCAUUUAUUGAGAUCUUCUUUCUCUCUCACACUCACUCAGUCACUCACUCACUCACUCACACACACUCUCUCUCUCUCCUUCUACACACACAGCUGCAAUUUUCACACUCUGCAACAAAAAAGGCCUCAAUUCGAGCAGGGUUUCCAACAAUUAGCUGAGUCAAGUCACCUCCACUGCUUGAUUUUGCCCCUAAUUUUACUAUGAGAAGGUGUGGAGCAAGAUGAAAUGGGCGUGGCUAACAAGGCGUGGAGGUGCGGCGGCGGCGACGGAGGCGGGGUUCUCGUGAAUAAUAUCAUUUUGCCGCAACAGAAGCAGAAGCAGAAGCUGCAGCAGUCCCCGCACCAUUAUUGGACUUAUCUGCACCUCGGGCGGCGGCAGGCGGUGCCAUGGACGGUCGUGUGCGGGCUACUGCUCUUCUCCGUUGCCCUAAUCUCUCUCUUCACCGGCCACGUCGCGUCUGAUCUCGAGUGGUACUCUAAUCGCUUCGUGAAGCCGACUUGGUACAAGAAGGAUAAAAGUUAUCAGGUUCCAGUUGAUAUAUGGAAAUCCAAGUUUUCAAACUUUUAUUAUGGUUGCAGUGAAAGAGGCCCCCGCUUUGCACCUCAUGUACGGGAACGGUUUUCAAAUGGAUACUUACUUAUCGCAACUAGUGGGGGGCUGAACCAACAAAGAACAGGAAUAACCGAUGCUGUGGUUGUUGCGAAGAUUUUAAACGCUACUUUAGUUGUGCCAGAAUUGGAUCAUAAUUCGUUCUGGAAGGAUGAAAGUGAUUUUGCCAACAUUUUUGAUGUUGAUUGGUUCAUCUCUUUCCUUGCAAAGGAUGUACCUAUUGUGAAAAGAGUUCCAGAAAAGGUGAUGAGGUCAAUGGAUAAACCACCAUAUACAAUGCGUGUUCCUCGAAAAUCAGAACCUGACUAUUAUCUGGAGCAAGUAUUGCCCAUUUUAUUGAGAAGACGUGUUGUUCAGUUGACAAAGUUCGAUUAUAGGCUUGCUAACGACCUUGAUGAAGAGCUACAGAAACUACGUUGCCGGGUGAACUAUCAUGCAUUAAGAUUUACUAAACCUAUAAGGAGUCUAGGCCAGAAAGUUGUCACACGCAUGCGAAAGAUGACAGCACGUUUUAUAGCUGUACACUUGAGGUUCGAACCUGAUAUGCUUGCAUUUUCUGGAUGUUACUAUGGCGGGGGUGACAAAGAAAGACAAGAACUAAGUGAUAUAAGAAAGCGAUGGGAGACGCUACCUGAAUUAAGCGCAGAUGAAGAGCGAACACGAGGGAAGUGCCCUUUGACCCCUCAUGAGGUGGGAUUGUUGCUGCGGGGCCUUGACUUUGAUAAUAACACAUAUCUAUAUGUUGCAUCUGGAGAGAUAUAUGGCGGAGAAGAAACUCUGAGGCCGCUUAAAGAGUUGUUUCCAAAUUUCUAUACAAAAGAGAUGCUGGCCAGUGAAGAGUUAAAAUCACUUCUUCCGUUUUCAUCUCGAUUGGCUGCCAUUGACUACACUGUAUGUGAUGAAAGUGAUGUCUUUGUCACUAAUAACAAUGGGAAUAUGGCAAAAAUCCUAGCCGGUCGAAGGAGGUAUAUGGGUCACAAGAGAACAAUCAGACCGAAUGCCAAAAGGCUCAGCGCUCUGUUCGCUGCACGCGACAAAAUGGACUGGAGUUCUUUCUCAAGAAAGGUGAAACUAUGCCAACGCGGGUUUAUGGGAGAACCCGAAGAGAUGAGACCUGGAAGAGGAGAGUUUCAUGAAUACCCAUCCACUUGCAUCUGCCAAAAACCAUCAAAAUAUCUUGCUGCAAUGAAAGAUGGAACUACUUUUCUCAAUGUUUCCGCAAGUGAUGCUAGAGAUGAUAACAUUGUCAGAGGACAGAGUGCUCUGAGACGUGAAACGGUGCAGCAGCAGAAAUACCACCAUCUUUCUGUCUAAGCAGAGCUUGUUUAUCGAUGCGAAACAGUGUAGCUGCUGAAAUAACACCAUUUUUCCGUCUAAACAGAGCUUGCUCAUCGACAUUUCCUCCACCCGAACCUGGGUUGCCAGUAGUGUUAUGCGACCCACCGGUACUGCUGCUCUGCUGCAAGGAAGAAACAGCACUCAUGCUUCAACCUAUGUAAGAAUCAGUAAACACUGCUGGGAUUCAUGUAUAGCCUCAUCUGUAGCAUGUGAUCUUCACCUAAUUGUUCAUAUUUCUUUAUAAUUGUGUCCCUUUUUUCAACUGUUGCUUUCAUCUUUCAAUUACGAAAUGUAACCAACAAAAUGACAACGUAGUUUUAUAUCAUUGUAUUUUUUUCACAAAUGCAGAGAAGCUUAAAUAUUCUUGAUGAUUA
This is a messenger RNA of Salvia splendens (bonfire salvia), 2326 nucleotides long. Its product is annotated as O-fucosyltransferase 29. Lineage: Eukaryota; Viridiplantae; Streptophyta; Magnoliopsida; Lamiales; Lamiaceae. The transcript has 9 exons. The coding region runs from base 231 to 1928 and encodes 565 amino acids. The record is from RefSeq and is a predicted model, not a curated record.